AUGCGGUCCAGCUCCGCUGUUUCCCUGGUGCUUGGCGCCUUGGCUUCCCUGGCCGGCUCCGCCAACGCACAGAGCUGGAAGACGAUCCCGACGAUCCAGGCCGUCGGCCAGCACUUUUUCUACUCGAACAACGGAUCGCAAUACUACCUCAAAGGUGUUGCGUACCAGCAGAACUACCAGCCCAAUGGCCAGGUUUCUGCCAACACGCAGUACACGGAUCCCCUCGCGGAUGGAAGCAUCUGCGCCCGUGACAUUCCGUUCAUGGAGCAGCUCUUCACCAACGUCAUCCGCGUGUACGCCAUCGACCCAACCGUCAACCACGAUGACUGCAUGGAGCAGCUCGCCAACAAGGGCAUCUAUGUCUUUGCCGACCUGAGCGAGCCGUCGACCUCGAUCCAGAGCAACAACCCGCAGUGGAACGUGCCGCUCUACGCCAGAUACACGGCCGUCGUCGACGCCCUGGCCAAGUACAACAACGUCAUUGGCUUCUUUGCCGGCAACGAGGUUGUGCAGGCCGCCAACCAGACUGCCUCUGCCGCGUUUGUCAAGGCCGCCGUCCGCGACACCAAGGCGUACAUCAAGUCGAUGAAGUACCGCUCCUCGCUGGGCGUCGGCUACGCCACGGCCGAUGUGCCCACCCGCGACGACCUGGCGGCCUAUUUCGCCUGCACGCCGGGCUCCGACGGCAGCCUGACCUCGAUUGACUUCUGGGGCUACAACGUCUACUCGUGGUGCGGCCAGAGCAACUACGCCGCGUCCUCGUACGGCGAGCGCGUCGAGUUCUUCCGCGACUACCCCGUGCCCGUCUUCUUUGCCGAGUACGGCUGCAACGAGGGCCUGCCCGGCGGGCCCUACUCGCGACCCUUUACCGAGGUGCCCGUCCUCUACGGCAACAUGACGGACGUCUUCUCCGGUGGCAUCGUGUACCAGUACUUUGACUCGGAGAACCAGUUCGGCCUCGUCAAGGUCAACGGCAACAGCGUCUCCCCGUACCCAGACUUCACCUCGCUGCGCAACCAGCUCGCCAAGGUCUCGCCGACCAUCACCCAGUCCUCGGCCUACAAGCCCUCCAACACGGCGCCCGCCUGCCCGACCGACUCGACCUGGGCCGCCGUCGCCACGCCGCUCCCGCCCACCGUCAACCCGCAGUUCUGCGCCUGCGAGGCCGCCGCGCUGCAGUGCGGCAUCGCCUCCGACGACGGCUCCGACUACGGCGCCGUCUUCAACUACAUCUGCGGGUCCAACGAGAGCCUGUGCGAGGGCAUCGCCCGCAACGCCACCACCGGCGACUACGGCGCCCUCAGCGGCUGCAGCGCCAAGCAGCAGCUCGCCUGGGUCGCCAACCAGUACUACCUCGCCCAGAACUCGAACCCGUCCGCCUGCGCCUUCAACGGCGUCGCCUCGGUCCAGAGCCCCAGCACCGCCGCCGGCUGCUCCGCCCUCAUCGCCAGCGCGGGAACCGCCGGCACGGGCGCCGUCCCCGCUCCCACCGGCCAGCAGGGCACCGCCGUGCAGGGCGGCGGCGCUGGCGGCGCCACGGGCGUCGCGAGCAGCUCCUCGUCCGGCGUGGCCGCGCGGAUCGGUGGCGGCAUGGGUCCUGCUGGUGGUGCCGGUGGUGGUCUUGGGUUCUUUGAUGUCGGCAAGGCCCUGUUCGCGGGCUACCUGGUGCUCGCGGUGGUUUCGGGCGCUGGCAUCCUUCUCUUGUAA
Molecule: messenger RNA, 1707 nt
Organism: Microdochium trichocladiopsis
Lineage: Eukaryota; Fungi; Ascomycota; Sordariomycetes; Xylariales; Microdochiaceae
Product: Glucanosyltransferase-domain-containing protein
Exons: 2
Coding region: 1-1707 (568 amino acids)
Biological process (GO): fungal-type cell wall (1->3)-beta-D-glucan biosynthetic process
Cellular component (GO): fungal-type cell wall; cytoplasm
Molecular function (GO): 1,3-beta-glucanosyltransferase activity
Source: RefSeq, a predicted model, not a curated record